AUGUCCGAAGACGUUGACACGCAUAUCAUUGAACGAUACGAUUUACAUAAACGUCUCGGCAAGGGCGCUUAUGGGAUCGUUUGGAAAGCCGUCGACAGAAGAGUACGUGAAACGGUAGCACUGAAAAAAAUUUUUGAUGCUUUCCGGAAUCAAACGGAUGCACAGAGAACAUUCCGUGAAAUAAUGUUUCUACAGGAAUUCGGACGACAUCCGAAUAUCAUCAAAUUAUACAAUGUUCUUAAAGCUGAUAAUAACAGAGAUAUUUAUUUAGUAUUUGAAUUUAUGGAAGCUGAUUUGCAUAAUGUUAUCAAGAAGUUAACAAUUUUAAAAGAUAUUCAUAAGCAAUAUAUUAUGUGUCAACUAUUUCGAGCUGUGCGCUUCUUGCAUAGCGGAAAUGUCUUACAUCGUGAUUUAAAACCAUCGAAUGUCCUAUUGGAUGCUGAUUGUCGCGUGAAAUUAGCUGAUUUUGGCUUGGCCAGAUCUCUAUCUCAAAUUGAAGACUAUCCAGAAGGACAAAAUAUGCCUGAAUUAACAGAAUAUGUUGCGACACGAUGGUAUCGUUCACCUGAAAUUUUAUUAGCCGCAAAAUGUUACACAAAAGGUGUUGAUAUGUGGAGCCUAGGCUGUAUUCUAGCUGAAAUGCUUCUUGGCCAUGCAUUAUUUCCAGGCACAUCAACUAUUAAUCAAAUUGAACGAAUUAUGAAUACCAUUUCGAGACCAUCAAAAUUAGAUAUCGAAAGUAUCGGAUCGCAAUAUGCGUCAUCCGUUUUAGAGAAAAUGCCACGAAGGCCACAAAAGCCAUUGGAAUUAUAUUUGACAAAUUCAGAUCACCAAGCUAUUGAUUUAGUUCAAAGGCUACUGAUAUUUGCUCCACAUAAACGUCUCAACGUUGAUCAAUGUUUGGUACAUCCUUAUGUCCUGCAAUUUCAUUCACCAAUAGAUGAACCGGCAUUAAAUUACGAUAUCCUUCUUCCAUUACCGGAUCAUAUUCAACUAAGUAUAGAUGAUUACCGGAAUAAAUUGUACGAAAUGAUACAGGAAAAUAGAACAUAUGUAAAACGUAUACAACACAAUCGAGUCAUCAAUAAUAAUAGCAAUCAGAAAUUUAAAUCACACAAUACAACAACAACAACAACAAUGGCAACAACAACAAUGACAGCGACACCACUAAUGAAGACAAAUGGACAAACUAUUGCUACAAAUGGUCGUUUGUCAUCUGUCAUUCGUCGAUCAUCCUCAAAUAAUGCGAUACGUACAAUGAAGCAGCAAUCAGUAAUGGAACCAAAAGCGCCCAUUGCGCAAGCGGAAUGCAGUGAUACUGAUUACGACACAGCUCGAUCGAUUAAUCGACCUGUAUCGAUUGAUAAACCUAAGAAUAUCGAUACAACAAUGAUUGAAAAUAGACAGUCAAGAGAAAGAGCUCAAAGUGUAGAAACUCCGCAAAACGGAACUGUUUUUCGAGAACGAACAGCUUCAUCAUCAUCUAAAGUUCGCCCAAGGCGUCGUUCACAGCAUCGUACCGGAAUUUUUUCAUCAUUCCGGAAAUCCACCCAGCAUUUUGCAUCAUAA
Molecule: messenger RNA, 1569 nt
Organism: Brugia malayi
Lineage: Eukaryota; Metazoa; Nematoda; Chromadorea; Rhabditida; Onchocercidae
Gene: Bma-mapk-15
Product: Serine/threonine-protein kinase C05D10.2 in chromosome III, putative
Exons: 9
Coding region: 1-1569 (522 amino acids)
Biological process (GO): protein phosphorylation; intracellular signal transduction
Cellular component (GO): nucleus; cytoplasm
Molecular function (GO): ATP binding; MAP kinase activity
Source: RefSeq, a predicted model, not a curated record